Messenger RNA from Acanthamoeba castellanii str. Neff, 492 nucleotides. RefSeq names its product LIM domain containing protein. Gene Ontology annotation, cellular component: Z disc; nucleus. The record is from RefSeq and is a predicted model, not a curated record. NCBI's taxonomy places the organism in Eukaryota, Discosea, Longamoebia, Acanthamoebidae. Bases 1 to 492 code for a protein of 163 amino acids. Gene Ontology annotation, molecular function: transcription coregulator activity. The transcript is spliced from 4 exons.
AUGGGAUCGCCGUUGAAGAAGCAGUUCAACUACAGUUCGUCGGACCUGCCUUGUGCCGGGUGUCAGGAGUUCUUUGUGGAGACCGACGCCGUCGUGCCCUGGGGCUCCAAGGAGAAGCGAUGGCAUCACCAAUGCUUCGUGUGCAAGGGCUGCUCGGCCAAGUUCGAGCUGAAGGAGGACAAGUGGAUGCACCCGUCGGGCAUCGCUGAGUCGGCGGCUGGUUUUCCGCACUGCGGCGACUGCUAUCACCGCCUGCUCUCGGUCAGCUGCGACCGAUGCAAGCAGCCCAUCGCCGGAGCGUACGUGGACCUGUUCGGGCGCAAGUUUCACGAGGAGUGCUUCUGCUGCGACGGAUGCGGAGAGAGAUUGACGAGCGGCUUCGUCAAGCGCCCGGCGGACAAGAAGGCGCUCUGCAGGAAAUGCGUAGGCAAGCAGGCGGCGGGUGGGUUCGUGAUCGAUCCGCGCACCGGACAGAAGAAGUUCGCCACCUGA